Messenger RNA from Pichia membranifaciens NRRL Y-2026, 459 nucleotides. RefSeq lists its product as hypothetical. The transcript has a single exon. The record is from RefSeq and is a predicted model, not a curated record. Lineage: Eukaryota; Fungi; Ascomycota; Pichiomycetes; Pichiales; Pichiaceae. The coding region runs from base 1 to 459 and encodes 152 amino acids.
AUGUCAGAGCUCAAGAGAAGACACGCUGGUGCUCCGGUGGCUGCGGCGGCUGCUCCAGCUGCGGCUGCAGGCACUGCACGCCCGAGAAAACCCUUAUCGACGUCCAAGUACAAGGACAAACACUCCGGACUCUCGUACAACUAUGAGGACAGGCUCUCGAAAAUGCGGGUUCUGAAAACGGCCGUGCUCAUGGUCUUGCUCACAAUAACCGUGGCCUACUUUGGGUACAACCUCUACCUGUGGGGGUCGAACGUCGUGUUCGACAUCUACUGGCACCACGUGCGUGGCGUGCGAAGCCGGGAACAGGCGGACUUCAUCAGACAGCUCUGGAUAGGCAACUUCCUCGACUUGUUUGCCAUCAUCGUCAAGCUGGUAGUGGCCUACUGGAUUUUCAGACUCAUCAACUCGAGACUUUUGCUAACCUACGACGACACCGAAGAACUAAACAAGUAUAACUAG